AGCUCGUCGGACCUCAUAGAAUUACCCAACUUCCUAGUAACCACCUUUCUGGCUGGCAAGAGAAGAAGAAACUUGCUAGACAACGCGGUUUGUUUACUUGAUAAGGACGAUGCGCAUCUCCGCAGCGGUCCUCCCUAUCCUCUCCCUGGCCGCGCGCGGCAGCGCCCAGGAGAAGGCCACGUUCGACCCGUAUUAUCCGUCGCCGUGGGGCACGGGCGGCCCCGGCUGGGACGAGGCGUACGAGAAGGCGCGCGAGUUCGUCAGCGGGCUCACGCUGCUCGAGAAGGUCAACCUGACGACCGGGACCGGAAACCAGGCCGAUCUGUGCACGGGGAAUACCGGGUCGGUGCCGAGGAUCGGGUUCAGGCAUCUAUGUUUGCAAGAUGGGCCGGUGGGGGUUCGGUAUACCGAUCUCAACUCUGUCUUCCCGGCGGGUAUUAGCGCAGCGGCCACUUGGUCGCGAUCCUUACUUCGUAAAAGGGGCCAGGCGCUGGGUGAGGAGUUUGGAGGGAAAGGGAUUGACGUACACCUCGGCCCCGUCGUCGGGCCCCUAGGCCGGGACCCGCGCGGCGGGCGCAACUUCGAAGCCUUCGGGCCGGACCCGUACCUGUCGGGGGUCGCGGUGGCGGAGACGAUCCUCGGGACCCAGGAGGCGGGCGUGGUGGCGAGCGUCAAGCACUACGUGCUCAACGAGCAGGAGCACUUCCGCAGCGGCAUCAGCUCGAACCUCGACGACAAGACCAUGCACGAGGUGUACCUGUGGCCGUUCGCCGACGCCGUCCGCGCCGGCGUCGGCAGCGUCAUGUGCUCGUACAACAAGGUCAACAACAGCUACGCGUGCGAGAACUCGUACGUGCUGAACAAGCUGCUGAAGAGCGAGUUGGGGUUUCAGGGGUUUGUGGUUUCCGAUUGGGCCGCCCAACACAGCGGCGUUGGGAGCGCGCUCGCUGGCUUGGAUAUGACGAUGCCCGGCGAGGGUCUCGGGGCCGAGGGAUACUCGACGUACUGGGGAGGCGCAUUGACCGAAGCCGUGCUCAGACUCGACAUUCCGCAGUGGCGGCUCGAUGAUAUGGCCAUUCGGAUCAUGGCCGCCUUCUACAAGGUUGGCCGGGACACGAAGCAGAUCGACAUCAACUACUCUUCCUGGACUCUCGAGACCGAGGGCCCGCGGUACUGGGUGGCGAAGAUGGGGAAUACGACUAUUAAUCAACAUGUGGAUGUGCAGGGGAAGCACGGCGAGUUGAUCCGCGAGGUGGGCGCGAAGGCGACGGUUUUGCUGAAGAAUGUUGAUAAAGCUCUGCCCUUAGUCAAGGAGAGCGUCAUUGCGGUUAUUGGCGAGGAUGCGCAGGAUAAUCCGGACGGGCCUAACGGCUGCGUUGAUCGUAUUUGUAACAACGGAACACUCGCGAUGGGGUGGGGUUCGGCGACGGCGGAGUAUCCCUAUUUAAUCUCACCGGCCACAGCCCUCGAGAAGCAAGCAGCGGAAGAUGGCACGGAAUUCAUCAAUGUUAAGGGUAACUUUGACCUCGAACUCGCCAAGUCGGCUGCAAGGAACGCGUCGGUUGCUAUUGUAUUCGCUAACGCAGAUGCGGGAGAAGGAUACACGACGCUCGAUGGCAACCUCGGGGACCGUAAUAACCUGACGCUCUGGAAAGGCGGUGAUGAACUGAUCGAGGCUGUCGCGUCCGAGAAUCCUAACACCGUUGUUGUUAUACACAGCGUCGGGCCGGUCCUGAUCGACCAUAUCAAGACGAACCCGAACGUCAGUGCGAUCUUGUGGGCCGGACUUCCGGGGCAAGAGUCGGGCAACUCACUUGUAGAUGUGCUGUAUGGAAAAGUGAACCCGCAGGGCCGCACGCCGUUUACCUGGGGCAAAGACGCGAAAGACUGGGGCGUCGAGAUCCUGGUUAACUCGACAUCACCCGAACCGCAACAGGACUUUGCCGAAGGCGUGUUCAUCGACUACCGAUACUUCGAUCAACAAGAGAUCGAGCCUAGCUUCGAGUUCGGCUUCGGGCUUAGCUACACCAGCUUCAAUUACUCUGGCCUGACAACCGAGCUGCAGGAUGUAGGACCCUACAUGCCGGCGAGCGGAGAGACGCCGGCGGCUGGCAUGUACGGCUUUUUAGACAUGGAACCGAGUAACGCGGUGACACCGGAGGGCUUCGAAAAGAUACCACGAUUCAUAUACCCCUAUAUCAAUAACGCGACUCUACCCGAUUCCAACGUUGAUAUCCCCGAAAAUAGCCACAACAGGUCCGCUCAGCCGAUCUUGCCGGCAGGAGGUCCAUCAGGCGGGAAUCCGGAGCUAUACAAGGUUCUUUACGUGAUUAGCGCAGAUAUCACUAAUACAGGGGAAUUAGCUGGGGCUGAGAUCCCGCAGCUUUACCUCUCGCACGGUGGACCGACCGAACCGAAGGCCGUGCUACGUGGGUUCGACGAGAUAUUCCUCGAGCCCGGAGAGACGAAGACGGUGGUGUUCAAUGUGACGUAUCGCGAUCUGAGCAACUGGGAUACCGAGGCUCAGGACUGGCGUGUUACCGAAUACCCUAAAACGGCGUACGUCGGAGCGAGUUCGAGGGACUUCAGGUUGGAAGCAGAGUUACCUGUCACGAGGCGGAACUAAGAGGCUAGGGAAGAACGACGUUGUUGCGCGAAGAGCUCUAACUAACCCCUUCCAGGGAACGCGGUAUACAUACAUAAACCUUCCUUUGUCUAUAGCUAAAGGCUAGCUGCCAACAGGGCGGCCUCGUACAGGCCGACUCCCGA
Messenger RNA from Annulohypoxylon truncatum, 2769 nucleotides. RefSeq names its product glycoside hydrolase family 3 protein. The transcript is spliced from 5 exons. Gene Ontology annotation, molecular function: beta-glucosidase activity. The record is from RefSeq and is a predicted model, not a curated record. The coding region runs from base 110 to 2626 and encodes 838 amino acids. Lineage: Eukaryota; Fungi; Ascomycota; Sordariomycetes; Xylariales; Hypoxylaceae. Gene Ontology annotation, biological process: glucan catabolic process.